Messenger RNA from Peronospora farinosa, 1995 nucleotides. The record is from the annotation of a GenBank genome assembly. Lineage: Eukaryota; Oomycota; Peronosporomycetes; Peronosporales; Peronosporaceae.
AUGACGACUCCGCCACCUGUACGAACAGGAAUAGUAGCUCCAAGUACCGCUUCUGAAGCUUCCAAUGCAUUACAUAAGAACUCACCACAUCUACACUCCGUCGCUAGCAGCCUCCGAUCCUGUUUGGAUGGCAUGUUGCCCGACAAUCUACGCAACGACAGUACUUUGUUCGAGCAACAUUUAUUCCAGCAACAGAAUCGACUCCAGAGUGAAAAGAAUUCCUGGCGAUUUGGUCUGAAUUAUCUCUUUGAAACACUCAAGCAACAUAAGGAGUGGUACGCCCGCAACCAGCAAUUUGUGCAGCUACGAAAGGACGUCCAACGUUUUGAGAGUCACGUGGCCACUGUACGAGCCAUUUUGGCUGAGAGUGUAAGCAAAUUGGACCUAGAAGCGGGACUUCGAGGAGCUGAACUAGAGGGACGUGUCGGAGCUUAUAAGAUCAUGUUUGAAGUCACUAAAAUUGUCUCAAACCUCAGUCGUCCAUUGGUGAAAUUGCAGAUUCUUAAGCCCAAUGAGUCAUCGCUGUCCAUUUACUGUGAUACUUUUGUGCUGGACAUUGUACUGUCGGGUGGAGAGGGUGCUGUGGAGUCGGCGUCGCUGACGACGGUCGAGAAAGACCAAUCUAGUCAAUUUCCGGAUCGAGAUGAAGACCUGCUUGCAUCGUUGAAGCUACUGGCCAAUGGCGUUAGCGCAAACUUUACGGAAAAGCUGAACCGAUUGAUCAAUCGCGCGGAGUUAGCUGUGAAGUUUCCAUCGUUGAGCUUUGAGCAGCUUGAACGCGAGCUAUUUACCAAUGCCACCGAGGCAUGCAACCACCAGAAAUACUGGACAGCAAAGCGCGCAGUGGAGGGCGUUCGAAUCACGUUCAAAGAUCCGCAUGCAUGCGUUCCUGUGAUCGAGCCGCCACGCAAGCGUAUGAAGCUUGAUGAUUCACAGGCAGGAGUGGCAUCUGGGACUAGUUCUGGUCCUACCGACGCGGCAACCAUUGAUGAGAACAACAAUCCUGAUGACGAUCUGGAUGAUCCCAACAUAACAUCGUCAUCCACGCACGCAGAUGUUCUGUCUCCGCUAGCGAAUGGCGAGUGGGCCGGAAGCAUCAGUUUCAUUGAAUGGCGUGGUGAAGUGGCGUUACACGUGGUUGGAGAUAUUCCUCUCGUAAUGGUUGGCCAGCAAGCUCGAAAGCUAGCUCUUGUAGCAAUGCAGAAAUAUUCAGAUGUGGAUACGACAGCACCAAGAGAUUUGAAUGAAGAUGAAAAACUCUUUAACGAGUUUGUGAGCUGGACGACUCUUGAUGGAAAGAAGCCAAUUUUGCCCCGGCUACACUUUGCUCGGAACCACAGCAUGUGCUCGGUAUUCCCUCCACGUUCGUCGCUAGCGAUGCGUCAAGAGUACACGUUGACGACGAAAGAAAUUUCUGGUGGUCUUAAGCUGCAAUCUUUUCCAAUUCCGUUGUCAAACGCUUCGUUGGAGACGCUGACCAACGUUGUUCAGAUAUGCGGAAGAAGCUUGUUCUUUCAUGCGCUUUUGUUGUCCGCCUUUUGCUCUAGAAGCAACGUGUUUGGCCAACGUAUAUCUGCUGACAAUGAAGAUUCAGUUAACACUCGGAUCAAAGUAGACGUUGCGGCACCAGAGCGCAUUACAAUGAACACUGGAGAUCUUUUGGGGGCUGGAAAGCAGGUGCUGAUCGAGUUGAACACAAAACCAGAUUGUUCAUUGGAACUCAGCUUGAAGUAUCAGACCGAAACGACACCUGCGCUUCCUCUAGAAAAUGCUGCUACCCUGCAGAAGUUGGUGAAUACAUGCCAUUCGAUCCCCUUGCUCACAUACUAUGCAUUGAAGCGUACGAUUCAAGCUAAGAACGGCCCGUCUUCUGCUGAUGCUGCGGGCGUUAAUGGGGAUGACUGCGACGGUAUUGUAGCGCUGGAUGGUGACUUAUCUGUGUCGAUGAAGAUGGAGGGAGAGGGCAUGCUGCUGGAUGAGAUGGAUAUGUUUUAG